Molecule: messenger RNA, 3475 nt
Organism: Bombus pascuorum
Lineage: Eukaryota; Metazoa; Arthropoda; Insecta; Hymenoptera; Apidae
Exons: 10
Coding region: 725-2944 (739 amino acids)
Source: RefSeq, a predicted model, not a curated record
UAUUUCCUUUCGUUGGUAAUAUCGGCGGAUGCGAUAUGCGUGCAUCGGCUGCAACGAAGUUACCGUCUGUUCACGCGGACCAUUGUUUAUGGAUUGGCCCGACAUCGACGACAGUUGGUGAGAUAAACACGCGUAAGUGCGUAUUCGCGUGCCGCGAACCCAGAAAACGUGACUCUCGCGAAUUGCCGGCGAACGUUUGCCAGGCAACCGUAAUUCCUUCGAUUCGAUUUAACCGGAGUACCAGUGGAAACGAGGCGACCAACAUUUUUGCCGCUCUAUGCGAGGUUAGCGUCGCGAGAAGUGGCCAAUAAGGAGAAACUUGAAUCGUCGCACGCGCUGCAAUAAAGACCGCGUAAUUGGCGAGCGUUCCAGAGAUAAAAGAAAAGCUGUUUCGACGAAUGUAUUAGGUUGGCAACUAAGUGAUUGCGGGUUUUGUCACUACCAUCUAAUGACAAAAUCCGCAAUCACUUAGUUGCCAACCCAAUAGAACUGCGAACGAUGAAACUCGAUUGGAAAGACCGCAUGAACCAGCUUCGCACCUCGUUUAGCUGUUAAAACAAAUCCUGGAAAUUGGAGGAAUUUUCGCAUAACGCAAUUUCGUUGAUGCAUUUUUCUGAUUCGUCGCUGCUCCUGUUGACGAUACAAUUACGCUAGGCUACAGCGAUGGCACGCUCUUUCUACAAACCGGCUAGGAAAGGGGGUACAAUACCUAUAUAAAGCUUGAAUGAAGAUGCUCCCAGCUAUUCACUCUCACCUUUCUCACAAGCGUGUGCACGACGCAAAUCUUCCGCACGAAUCACGAGGGAAGAUCGGCUUCGUGUUCGUCUCCCGUCAAAAGGAUUUCGCUGCGAGGUUACAGGUAAAGAGGAUGAAGAAGAUCGCAGCGCUGCUGACCGUUGCUGGUCUCGUGGCCGUAGCCGUGUGCCAGGAAUAUAUGCCAGGGGGACAUGCGUUGUUCGUGAGAACGUCGUCAUCCGCAGUCGCACACUCGAGAAUCCAGCGAGCUGCCCCGGUAUCGGCCGCAGACGUGAUGGCGCAAAAUAUCCUAGAGUGGAUUCAAGGGAUCUACCGGCAGGGCGCACGUAAACCUCGUCAGCAGUCGGAUCCUCCAGGAUAUCUACCACCGUAUAGCACGCAAAGACCACCGGAGAAACCUCGACCUUUCCAAGCGCCCUCGACCAGCCAGCAACCUACCUACACGACCGUACAAUCAUCGCCGUUCUCCACCCAAAGAUCGACGUAUCUUCCACCCAACAACCAAUCACCCUACAUACCAUCUUCUUACAAUCCUCGUCCUACCACGACGCCGUCCUAUUCGAACACUGGCUCUUCCGCUUUCCCGCCGUAUAGCUCCACUCCUCAACAACCCUCCGCCUCCGGUGGAAUCUCGACCAGUUACGGUUACUCGACACCAGGCUUCACCACCAGUGCACCCGGUAGAUUCUCCACGCCAUCCGGUUUCUCCACUACUUAUGGCUAUUCGACUCAAAGGCCAAGUCCUACCUACGUGCCAUCCGCGCAAGGAUCAGCUUUUAACGAUGGAUAUACCAUAACCAAUGGUUAUCCGACCGCUGGCACGGGGGCCAAUUCCUACGACCAAAGUGGCGGCGUUGGAUAUCCUUCCUCGUCGAGUAGCUAUCCUUCCCCUACUCCUGGCGGAGUGUUUCCUCCUCAAAAUACCGGCAGUGCAACCAGCGGAACCAAUGUCGUGAAACCCCCUGGAACCUCCUCGACCGGAGUUGCUACCGGCCCUGGCGGAGAAGAAUCGGGCGCUUCUGGAACGGGCGAGGGAAACGCGGAAGACGAUGAUUCGAAACACCCGCCGCAUAUUCACGCUCUCGAUGUCGAGUGUAGCAAAACUAUGAUGACUAUCAACAUAGAGUUCAACCGCGUCUUCGAUGGAGUCAUUUAUUCGAAGGGAUUUUUUACGAAUCCAGAUUGUAGGUACGUGGCACAGAAUUCCGGACAAACUCGAUAUUCGUUCACGUUGAAUCUAAAUUCCUGCGGCACCCAAUUCAUCAAUGAUUUCGCGGGGCAAGCUGGCCAAGCAUACUUGGAGAACGUACUCGUCUUACAGAACGAACCAGGUAUACAAGAAGUUUGGGACACGGUGCGCAGAGUUCGUUGCCUCUGGGAAGGAAACAUCAAUAAAGCCCUGACGGUUAACUUCUCCGUGGACAUGUUGAAUCAAGAAAUAGUAACGUUCAGCGGUGACACAGCGAGCGCUAAGUUGGACAUACAAGUGGGAAGGGGUCCGUUCGCGCCUACUGCCGAUGGCCUCGUUAAGAUCGGAGAGACCAUGACUUUGGUCGUUUCCGUAGAAGGAGAUCCCGCCUUCGAUCUCCAGGUUCGUGACUGUAUUGCUCGCGACGAAUCUUCCACCAACACGUUACAACUGACGGACGAAAUGGGAUGUAUAUUGAAACCUAAAUUAUUCGGUGCAUUCCAAAAGACAAACGAUACCGGAAAUACGGGGGCUUCGAUUAUCGCGUACGCGUAUUUUCAAGCUUUCAAAUUCCCAGAUGUGAUGGACCUGCUCAUCGAAUGCAACGUGGAAUUGUGCAAGACCGAUUGCGAACCAUGUUCAAAUACCAAUCAGCAAAUCGAACCGGGUAGACGGCGCCGAUCGAUAAUGUCGAUAUCGACAAACUCGACAUCGAACAGUUCGGCCAUGCCAAUCUCGGAUCCGAUACGCAUCGCUCGUGGCUUCAAAGUAAUCAUGGUGGAGGACUUGAGCAAAGCUAGCAACCAAGUUUUGGAACAGCUCGAGGAAACUGCAGUUGAGGAAGUUGCAAGAAGCUCAAUGAACGUUUGCAUGACAUACAGUGGCUUUUAUACCGCAAUCUCGUUUUUCUUGACUACCAUUCUUGUCACUACUAUCAGUGCAGUUACGCUUUACGUUAAGUUACAACGAGUAUACGGAUCGAAAGCCAUCUAUUCGUAGAAAUUUCACUCGGUUUCGACGAAUAAUCACGACUGAUCGACUGACGCUACGAUCACGACUAUCCGUUAGCGUUCGUAUCUUUCGUUACAAGUUAUCGACUUCCUAACGUGCCUGUCUUUCGUAUUAGGUUUCAUCUUCAUCGCUCGUAAUCUAGAAUGACAAGCUGCACACAAGAGAGAAUCGAUGACGCGAAAAACACUUUAUGAUCGCAGUAUAGCAUCCUUGCGACAUUUCUCGGGGCAUAACAACUACGUAUUUUCGCUUUAUUUAUAUCGGUUAUAUCACGUAGUUUCGUUUUAAUACUGGUCAAUAAUGUCAAUUUCACGCCAUGUUUCUCUUGUGCCGAAGUUGUGCAGAUGUCUAACUGCCGUACUUCAACAAAACUAAAAUUAAGUUUUUUAUUUUAAACACGAAGCGAUGGCAAAUUUCUAACAUAGUACUUGUAAAGUGUCAAAUAUACCUGUUAUUUACAACAGUGUUUUGACGAUAAACGCCGUUCGACAAUGGUACGCAAAUACAUAAGUAUAUAUA